This is a messenger RNA of Eubalaena glacialis (North Atlantic right whale), 2582 nucleotides long. It is a transcript of the gene RUFY4, whose product is annotated as RUN and FYVE domain containing 4. NCBI's taxonomy places the organism in Eukaryota, Metazoa, Chordata, Mammalia, Artiodactyla, Balaenidae. The record is from RefSeq and is a predicted model, not a curated record. The coding region runs from base 267 to 1982 and encodes 571 amino acids. The transcript is spliced from 13 exons. Gene Ontology annotation, biological process: positive regulation of macroautophagy.
CGUGAUGAGAAGGGGAGAGAACUCGCAGAGCAACAAUUGCCACUAUCUCAUUGGGUGCUGGGCUGGGCAUGAGUCACUUCCCAGGCAGCAAAGUCUGCAAAAGGCUGUACAGAGCCCUCAGUCACAAAUGACAGGCUCAGGCUGCAGUGCUCUGCUUUCCAUGCCCCAACCAGCCAGGCCUUCCCAGGAGAGAGCUGGGCAGCUGAAGCCAGAGGCUCCUUCUUGGCCUCUAGACCCACAAGGAAUCACGUCAUUUCCAAAUACUCAUGGCAGAAGAAGGGGCUGUCUUCAAGCUGACCAGUGACCUGAAGGCUGUCAUCUCUGCCAUCCUCCAGGGCUAUGGGGGUGGGCGGCAGCCAGUGACAGACGCCAGUGCUGAACUGCACAGACUCUGUGGCUGCCUGGAGCAACUGCUGCAGUUUGACCAGAAAGAGCAGAAGAGCUUCCUGAGGCCUCGGAAGGAUUACUGGGACUUCCUCUGCACGGCCCUGUGGCGGCAGCGGGGGGACACGGAGCCAGUCCACUUUGUCCACUCACAGGACAAGUUGAAGACCCCACUGGGAAAAGGCCGAGCCUUCAUCCGCUUCUGUCUCGCCCACGGACAGCUGGCCGAGUCCCUGCAGCUCUGCCUCCUGAACCCAGAGCUAACCAGGGAGUGGUAUGGCCCCCGGAGCCCUCUGGUGUGCCCUGAACUCCAGGAAGACAUCCUGGACUCCCUCUAUGCUCUCAACGAGGUGACCUUCGACUUGGACCUGCAACGGCCAGACUUGGAUGGAGCCUGGCCCAUGUUCUCAGAGUCCCGCUGCUCCAAUUCCAACUGGACCCAGGGAAGAAGGCCCAGAAAGAUCAAAGAUUCCCCUAAGGAGAUCUCACCCACAUAUGGAGACCCCAGAGGAGGCCACCCAGAGGAGCCACAUACCAGGCAAGCCAGUUCUCUGCGAGAUGCACCCAGGGAAGACAGGUUGGCUGGACUCCCCAGGUCCCAGCAACACAAGCAUCAGCCCCUCUUUUUGGAAAAGAAGAAAGAAGAUCCCAGGAGGCUUGGGCCUCCCCAGAGCAUGUGGGAACUAGAGGGGGAGGAGCUUCAGCAAAACCAGGAGAAAGGAGCUCCAACGACGGGGAUCUGCCUGGAGAACUCAAUACCUAGCAUCCAGGGACAGGGGAAGGGGGCCAAAGAGACUCUGAAGGAGGUGAUAGGAACAGAGGCUGAGGGCAGGGGGGUUUUGCUGAGUGCAGAGGGCCAGAGAACAAUAGAUGGGACUUAUGAAGGGGAAGCAGAGAGGAGUCAUAUCCAUAGGCUGCUGGCCUCCAGCUCCAAAGAGAUGUUAGGGGAUGCAGUGUCAGGGAGCCGUCAGGGCGGGAAAGUGCCCAGCAUCCCGAGGGAGUUCUGGGUCCUUCAGGGCCUGGAAACAAAGGAAGGCUCCACCACGGAGAAGCCCCAAGAGCAAAUAGGAGUCACCACUGCAACCAGGAGGGAGGAACAAGCAGAGAUGGCCUUGCAGGAUGUGGUUAAGAGUCUCAGACAUGGGCUCCAGAAAACCAAGGAGCAGGCCCAGCACCAGGAACAGCUGCUGAAGGAGCAGGAAGGGGAGCUGAAGGCACUGCAGGAACAGCUCAGCAGGUGUCAGGAGGAGAGGGCCCGGCUGCAGGCGGAGCUGGAGCAGAAGCAACGGGAGGCCGAAAGGAAGGGCGCCGUGUAUGAGGAGGAGCUUGGCAGGCAGCGGGACCUGGUCCGAGCCAUGAAGAGGCGGGUGCUGGAGCUGAUUCAAGAGAAGGAUAACCUGUGGCAGAAGGUCCAGCAUCUCUCUUCCUUGGCCCCUGGAUGCUGUGUUGUCUGCAACAAGAUCUUUGGUCGGCUGUCUCGGCGGUACCUGUGCAGGCUCUGCGGAGGCCUGGUUUGCCAUGCCUGCUCUGUGGAUUUUAAGAAGAAGGAGUGCCACUGCCCACCCUGCUCCCAGAGGAGAGAAGCCCAGGUCCUCUGACUGAGACCCACCCACCCCACCUGAUCGGCUGUCCCCUCGGCCCUUCCCAGCCCUCUGGUCUGACCAGUCCUGCCUUCUAGAAGUUGGCCAUCUAAGGUGGACAGCACUUGAGUGGACAGACCGUGGUGUGGAGGAUGGAAGGAGCCGGGCUGGCAGUCAGGAAAGAGGUUCUAACCCUGCAUCUCCCACUGAUGAGCUGGGUGACUUUGGCAAAGCUGUCAGGCUUUUUCCAUAACAUGAGGGAGUGGGCACCAUCCUCUCUAAAGUCCCUGCAGGCUCAAAGUCCUUGUCCAAGAAUAAGGCCCAGUGGCCCUGACGUUUCUCCUCUGCACUCCCUUCUCAGCCAGCCCAUCCUUCAUGAUACACAGGAGCUUCCUGUCUACAGUCUGCUUCGGAGGUCUGCUUUCAUUCUUAACAGCUUUCUUUAAGUACUAUUAAUGUAUAAUACACUUCACAUAAACCUGAUGAGUACAGUCUGAUGAGUUUUGACUUUAAUAUACACCCUGAAGCCAUCACCAUAUUCAAAAUAAUAGACACAUCCAUCAGCCCAGUUUCCUUGUGCCCUUUGUCAUCUCUCCCUCCCCCCACCUCUCCCCAUCC